This is a messenger RNA of Acipenser ruthenus (sterlet), 4330 nucleotides long. Its product is annotated as myotubularin. Lineage: Eukaryota; Metazoa; Chordata; Actinopteri; Acipenseriformes; Acipenseridae. Bases 223 to 2112 code for a protein of 629 amino acids. The record is from RefSeq and is a predicted model, not a curated record. Gene Ontology annotation, molecular function: phosphatidylinositol-3,5-bisphosphate 3-phosphatase activity. Gene Ontology annotation, cellular component: plasma membrane. Gene Ontology annotation, biological process: muscle cell cellular homeostasis; dephosphorylation; mitochondrion distribution. The transcript is spliced from 16 exons.
UAGGAUCUUGCACUGUCAUAGGUUGGGAGAGUUCGGGGUCCGUCCGUAACCAUAACAAAAGAACAGAUUGCUUGGCCACAUCCCCUGGAAUACCCUUAGUCACGCCUCCUUCGGUGGCGAGUCCAAUCGCAUAUCAUCCAAUCCGUGACUGACACAUCGCCUACCGCAUUAAGGCGAUGACUUCUGGUAUUGUGGCUCCUCCCCCUUCCAACUGACCAAGGAAUGAACUGUGGAACCAUCCAGUCCAGGGCACACUGUUCCUGUUAUACAGCGCCCUCACAGUUCCAUCUUAAAACUCAAACAAUGGCUUCAGCUUCAACACCGACAUAUAAUUCCAACAACUUGGAAAACAACAGCAGUAAGAAUGCAUCAAGAGAAAGUCUCAGAAUGGAACCGCUAGCGGACGUGCCACAGUUACCAGGGGAAGAAAGAAUCACAGAUAAAGACAUUAUCUAUAUUUGUCCAUUUAAUGGUGCUGUCAAAGGGAAAGUGUCCAUUACAAAUUAUAGGCUUUUCUUCAAGAGUUUUGAAGUGGAUCCUGCCAUGACCUUAGAUGUGCCUCUUGGAGUCAUCAGUCGGAUUGAGAAGAUGGGAGGGGCCUCCAGUCGAGGGGAGAAUUCCUACGGGUUGGACAUCACCUGCAAGGAUAUGAGGAACCUGAGGUUUGCCUUGAAACAAGAAGGACACAGCAGGAGAGACAUUUUUGAGCUCCUCUUCAGAUACGCUUUUCCACUGUCACAUAGUUUGCAAUUGUUCGUCUUUUUAAGUCAGGAGAAGUUCUCUGAAAAUGGCUGGAACGUUUACAACGCCAUUCUGGAGUAUCAGAGACAGGGAUUACCCAACAACAAAUGGAGAAUAACCUUUGUGAACAAGCAGUAUGAGCUGUGUGACACCUACCCUACCAUCCUCAUGGUGCCUUUCAAGGCCACUGAUGAAGACCUGAGGAAAGUGUCAGCCUUCAGGUCCAGAAACCGGAUACCUGUGGUGUCCUGGAUUCACCCUGUGAACCAGGCGGUUAUCAUGCGCUGCAGCCAGCCCCUGGUGGGGAUGAGUGGGAAGCGCAACAAAGACGACGAGCGCUACCUGGAUACCAUCAGAGAGGCCAACGGGCAGACUGCCAAACUCACCAUCUACGACGCAAGGCCCAAUGUCAAUGCAGUCGCCAAUAAGGCCACAGGCGGCGGGUAUGAAGGGGAGGACGCCUAUCAAAACGCAGAGCUGGUCUUCCUGGAUAUCCACAACAUUCACGUCAUGAGGGAGUCGCUGAAGAAGCUCAAGGACAUUGUCUACCCACAGGUGGAAGAGACACACUGGCUUUCUAGCCUGGAGUCCACGCACUGGCUAGAACACAUCAAGCUGGUCUUGGCAGGGGCUAUCCAGGUGGCAGACAAGCUCUCGGCUGGUAACUCGGUGGUGGUGCACUGCAGCGAUGGCUGGGACCGCACGGCACAGCUCACCUCCCUCUCCAUGCUCAUGCUGGACAGCUACUACAGGACCAUGACUGGCUUCCAAGUGCUUGUGCAGAAGGAGUGGAUCAGCUUUGGACACAAAUUUUCUUCUAGAAUCGGUCAUGGGGACAAGAAUCACGCCGAUGCAGACCGGUCUCCGAUUUUCGUGCAGUUUAUUGACUGUGUGUGGCAGAUGACAAAACAGUUUCCUACAGCGUUCGAGUUCAAUGAACUGUUCUUGAUGACAAUUCUGGAUAACCUGUACAGCUGUCGGUUUGGGACAUUCCUGUACAACUGUGAAAGUGUCAGAGACAACAUGGAGGUGAAAGAGAAGACUGUUUCUUUGUGGUCUAUGAUCAACAGUGAAAACAGGAAGUACAUUAACCCCUUCUACACCAAGGAAUCGAGCCGGGUGCUGUACCCUGUAGCCAGCAUGCGCCACCUAGAGCUCUGGGUGAGCUACUACAUCCGGUGGAACCCAAGGAUCAGACAGCAGCAGCAGAACCCAGUGGAGCAGCGCUACAUGGAGAUGCUGGCUCUCCGAGAUCAGUACUUGAAGAAGCUGGAGGAGCUCCAGAUCUCAGAUGCCCCCCGCAUCGCCAACAACUCCAACUCACCUGCGUCCCCCAUGCAGCUGGUCCACCAUGUACAGACUCCGCUUUGAAAAAGUGCAAACCUGUAAAUAACAUGCGAUACAUCACUCUAUACGCCUUCACGUUUAGACAAAAAAAAGCCUUAAACAAAACAAAAAAAAAAAAGCAUUCUCUUCUGAACUUAAGGAGGACCUUCAGUCUGUGCCUUGAUCUUGAUUUCCCUCAGUUCCACCUUUUUAAUGGGUUAUUUGAAGUUGUAUUUAAAUAUAAUGGGAGUGAGGGGCUGUCAAUGAUAUAGAGAAGAAAUUACAUUUUAAAUGAGAUGCCCCCUGCACAAUAUAACUAGCCCAAGGUUAAUUCUUUUUUAUUAUAAAUAGGAAAGCUGUGUUAAGCAGAUAGUGGUGAGAUGGAGAAACAGUUUUUUUACAGUCAUUUUGUAUUUACCUCAGUAAUUUACUGUUAAGUUCUGUAGUUUGUAAAUUUUAGGUAUUUUAUUUAGUGUCAAGUGUAAAGCUCAAUAGUUUUGUAAAAAAAAAAAAAAAAAAAAAAAAGUAGGUUCUUUAAAAAGUAGGCAAGAAGUGGAAUUGAACUUUUGUAAAUGUACUGUUAUAGAACUAAUACCCCUAUAAAAAUGAGAGAUGAUAGUGGAUCGUGUAAUCACUGCUGGACCCUGGUGAUUUCAAUUGAGGGGGGCAGCAGGUUCACCAAUAGCUAUUUAGUUCAUUUAUUUUCUGCGGGGGGGGGGUUACCAUUUAAUGAGAGUAUAUUCUGCCUUAUAGUAAAGUGAACCUAGAAGUACUAUAUUGGUAGGCAGUCCUGGACGUUGUAAAUAAUUCUGAUUGAAGUUAAUUUAAAAGUACUAAGGUUUAGUUUGCUUUGAAGAGGCCUGUAAUGAGAUCUGAAGCUUUGUUAUGAAAGUUUUGGUGAUGCCAGAGCCUCGUUCUACUGCAGUGCAUUGAGCUCCUGAUUUUGAAAGAGAUGGCCGGUUUGUGGGAAUGUAAUCUUUGUGUUUUGAGGUGAAAAAGUGUGGCGUGGAUUGCAUCUUUUAAAAUGAAAAAAACAAACAAAGGUCAUUUAGUGAUGGGACAAACAAGAGACAACAAAAGAAUAUUCAAAUUUAAGAUUUGUAGCUGAAAAUAUCUGAAAAUGCACCGCUGUGUUACAGGACAGUGGUGCUAUUCAAGUCAGUGUCUUUGUGGGCCUCAUUGGUGCUGUUCCUGAAAAUGGCAUCUAACUUCCAGUGACCUUAACUAGAAAACAAAUGAACCUUUAGGAGCUGGAGAACCACACACUGGUAUUACCUUACAUGGUUAGGGGUGACCGUUGAUGUAAACCGGUUUGAAUGAAAACUGCAAUUUUUAGAUUUAGCAAACACUAGGCUAGAUGCAGGUGAAGCCCUCCGUAUGUGUUUGCAAGCAAAACAUUUUGUAUUAUAUUCAGUAUCAUUCUGAUGCUUCUCCUUAAUUAUAACAGUACCGUAUAUCAGGAGUAAAAUAAACCCACCAAAUUACCUGACGAAGCAAAAGAGAGGAACACUGUUCCAUACAGUAGAAUGUGUGUAUUUCAGCUGUCUGUUAAUACAAGAGUUGAAGGUUUUACAAAGUAUUUUUGUUUUAGCAGUAUACAGGGUGGUUCAGAAACAAUGCACCACAGGAAGAGUAGAGUCAUGGGGCACAUGCACUGUAUAGUCUUGAUGAACAAGUGGACUUUUUAGUCACACAGUCCUGUAAUAUUUAAGUACUUAUGUAUGUAAGUCAUGGGCAAAGUGGUCGCGGUGCAGCUGAGGCCUUCCGUGUCCAAAGUUUUGUAUAAAUUACCAUGUUCUAGACCAAAGGAAAAGAAUAAUAUUAUUUUCAUUUUUUCCCUCUGGUGCAUUACUGUCAAACAGUUUUUUGUUUUUUUUUCCUGAAGACCUUUCAAUAAAUGUUUGUUUGAACAUCUGUGCCAGCAUUAAUUAUUCAUAGUCCUCACUGUUUAAGCUAGCUUUUCAAAAGCAAAAGCAAUGUACAGUAAAUAAGCAUGAGAGUGUGCCAAAAAGUGGUUUCAGUGUGUGACUGCCUAUGCUGUUAAGUAGAGCUUGGUCUCUGCCAAGCACUAACUCUGCUGCUACAGAGAAUUCUCUCUGGCCGUUAACACAUUUUCAUUAAAAGCCUACUACUGGACUUGCAUACUAAUCAUGGCUAAAUUGUCCACCUAAUGUUUUUUUUUUUUUCAAAAGCCAUGGAUUGUUUGUUUUAUUAGAAGUGGGUGAAAUUGUAGGUGAGAAUUAGUAAACACUAUUUUGAUAAA